Messenger RNA from Acomys russatus (golden spiny mouse), 2275 nucleotides. It is a transcript of the gene Shtn1, whose product is annotated as shootin 1. NCBI's taxonomy places the organism in Eukaryota, Metazoa, Chordata, Mammalia, Rodentia, Muridae. The transcript has 17 exons. The record is from RefSeq and is a predicted model, not a curated record. The coding region runs from base 155 to 2050 and encodes 631 amino acids.
AAGAGGAGGAGGAGGAGGAGCGGGAGCAAUCCCAACUUCCGGGUAGUGCAGCCGCACGCCGCGCCACCGGGCAUCUUGCUUUCUGCUCCCCCUCCCCCGUGUCCCCCCUCGGCUCUCCCUCCUUGCCUUUUUAUCCCCAGCCCCACCCGCCAAAAUGAACAGCUCGGACGAGGAGAAGCAGCUGCAGCUCAUCACCACCUUGAAGGAGCAAGCAAUAGGCGAAUAUGAAGACCUUCGAGCGGAGAACCAGAAAACAAAGGAGAAGUGUGACAAAAUUAGGCAAGAACGAGAUGAAGCUGUUAAAAAACUGGAAGAGUUUCAGAAAAUUUCUCACAUGGUUAUCGAGGAAGUGAAUUUCAUGCAGAACCACCUUGAGAUAGAGAAGACGUGUCGAGAGAGUGCUGAGGCCUUGGCGACAAAGCUGAAUAAAGAAAAUAAAACGCUGAAAAGAAUCAGCAUGUUAUACAUGGCCAAGCUGGGACCAGAUGUGAUAACGGAGGAGAUAAACAUCGAUGACGAUGAUCCAGCCGCAGACACAGAUGGGGCGUCAGAGACCUGUGUGUCCGUUCAGUGUCAGAAGCAGGUCAAAGAACUUCGAGAUCAAAUUGUAUCUGUUCAGGAAGAGAAGAAGGUGUUAGCUAUUGAGCUGGAAGACCUCAAGAGCAAGCUCGCGGAGGUGACGGAGGAGGUAAAUAAAGUUAAGCAAGAAAAAGCUGUCUUGAAUUCAGAAGUUCUUGAGCAGAGGAAAGUCUUAGAAAAAUGCAACAGAGUGUCCAUGUUGGCUGUCGAGGAGUACGAGGAGCUGCAGGUGAGCCUGGAGCUGGAAAAGGACCUUCGCAAGAGAGCAGAGUCCUUCGCACAAGAGAUGUUCAUUGAACAAAACAAGCUGAAGAGACAAAGCCACCUUCUGCUGCAGAGCUCCCUCCCCGACCAGCAGCUUUUGAAAGCUUUAGAUGAAAACUCAAAACUCAUCCAGCAGCUCGAAGAAGAAAGGAUCCAGCACCAGCAAAAGGUCAAAGAGUUAGAGGAACGGCUGGAGAGCGAGGCGCUCCACAAAGAGAUCCACAGCCUCAGACAGCAGCUGGAGCUUCUGGAGGAGGACAAGAGAGAGCUGGAGCAGAAAUACCAGGGCGCAGAGGAGAAAGCCCGGAACCUGAAACACUCAGUGGACGAACUCCAGAAGCGAGUGAACCAGUCCGAGAACUCGGUGCCUCCCCCGCCGCCUCCUCCCCCACCUCUCCCGCCUCCACCUCCCAAUCCGAUCCGAUCCCUCAUGUCCAUGAUCCGGAAACGGUCCCACCCCAGUGGCGGUAGUGCUAAGAAGGAAAAGGCGACUCAGCCGGAAACAGCUGAGGAAGUCACAGACCUGAAGAGACAGGCUGUGGAAGAGAUGAUGGACAGAAUUAAAAAGGGAGUUCAUCUUAGACCAGUUAACCAGACAGCCAGACCCAAGGCAAAGCCAGACUCUUUAAAGGGCUCAGAGAGCGCCGUAGACGAGCUGAAGGGAAUACUGGGGACACUUAACAAAUCCACUAGUUCAAGAAGCUUAAAAUCCCUUGUCCCUGAGAACAGUGAAACUGAGUUAGAAAGGAUUUUACGUCGCAGAAAGGUGACGGCAGAAGCAGACAGCAGUAGUCCUACCGGGAUAUUAGCCACCUCAGAGUCCAAAUCCAUGCCAGUGUUGGGUUCUGUAUCCAGUGUAACAAAAACAGCCUUGAACAAGAAAACUCUGGAGGCAGAAUUCAACAGCUCGUGUCCCUUAACACCUGAGCCAGGUGAAGGGCCCCGUAAAUUGGAAGGAUGCACGAAUUCCAAGGUUACAUUUCAGCCUCCCAGUAAAGAUGGACACAGGAGGAAAUGUGUGGGCAGUGAGAAGCAGUCUGAGCCUGUUGUAGUUUUAGAUCCUGUUUCCACCCAUGAAUCCCAAACCAAAGACCGGGCUGCUGAAAAAGACCCAACCCAGUGCAAGGAGGACAAAGGUGAAACACAACCAGGAUGCAAAGAAGACAGUGGCGCAAAAUCAGGGGAGACGGAUAGCUCCAACUGCUGACCUGAAGCCAGAGGCUGGCGCAUUCGCAAGUCUUCUGCAUAAACACAUGGUUCAGUCGUGUGUGUCGCCGAGAACUGUGGGACGUCCCUUUGUUCUGGCCACACACACUUUGCUGGUAUCACUUUGUAAGUAGCCACUGUCAACAUAAGUAAGCUGUUUAGCAAAAUGCAUCUUCCGGGUAGUUUUUGGUCUUUAUAGGGGUAAGGGGUCUUUCUGGUUUCUAUA